AUGUUGAAAAAAUCAGAUGUGCUUGUCAAAGAGAAGAACCUCAGCUCCUCAGAAUCUGAGAUCCGAACAACGGCCAGAUCAACGAUUCUUCUUUGGUUAUUGUACAACAAUAACCAAUCUUGGAGAGACACACACCUCUUCCUUACCUUCUCCUGAGGGGAAGGGAGUUCUGCUGCAAUGAACCCAUCCUCUUCGUUACCCACGAUGAGCGCCUCCACGGCGUUUGUCCCUCUGCUUCUCUUCUUUAUAGCUAUCCUUGCAGAAUCCGCCGCUGCCAACGUCGUCAAAUUGGAUGUUCACCCCAAGAUCCUGAACAAAUCCGGCGAUUCGGUCAGGAUAGAGUGGAGCGGAAUCCCGAACCCGUAUGCCCUCGAUUGGUUGGGGGUCUAUAACCCAGCCAGCUCCGAUCACAAGAACUUCAUUGGGUAUGUCUUCCUAUCGUCUUCCCCCAACUGGAAAUCCGGCUCUGGUUUCAUCGAUCUCCCCCUGCUGAACCUGAGAUCGAGCUACCAAUUUCGGAUCUUCAAUUGGAACGAGAGCGAGAUCAACAAGAAGCACCGCGAUCAUGACCAGAACCCGUUGCCUGGCACCCGCCAUCUUCUGGCGACGAGCGAAGAGGUCUCCUUUGCGAAUUACAACGAUCCGGCGCAGAUCCACCUCGCCUUCGGAUCAAACGAUGACGAGAUGAGGGUACUGUUCAUCACGAGGGACGGAAUCAAGAGCUUUGCGCGAUAUGGGCUAAAACGCGACGAGCUCGAUGAAAUCGCGGAAGCGUCGACGACGACGUAUUCGAGGUCGGAUAUGUGCGAUUCGCCGGCGAAUUCGGAUGGUGGGUGGAGGGAUCCGGGGAACAUACAUGAUGCAGUCAUGAAGAAUUUGAAGGCUGGAGCGAGGUACUACUAUCAGGUUGGCAGUGACGAAGGAGGAUGGAGCUCAACUUAUAGUUUCAUUUCCAAGGACAAAGAUUCUGGUGAGACAAAUGCUUUUCUUUUUGGAGACAUGGGAACUUCAUUCCCAUAUGCAACUUUUAUUCGCACUCAAGAGGAAAGUAAGUCGACUGUAAGGUGGAUCCAGCGUGACAUUGAAAACCUUGGGGACAAAUCUGCUUUCAUAUCCCAUAUUGGUGAUAUCAGUUAUGCUCGUGGUUAUGCAUGGAUAUGGGAUUCAUUCUUCACUCAGAUUGAACCCCUUGCUUCUAAAGUACCAUACCAUGUUUGCAUAGGCAAUCAUGAGUAUGAUUGGCCAUCUCAACCUUGGAGGCCAUCUUGGUCGUAUGCUGUUUAUGGAACUGAUGGAGGUGGUGAAUGUGGAGUACCUUACAGCUUGAAAUUUAACAUGCCUGGAAAUUCUGCGCUGCCUACUGGAAAUGGUGUCCAGACCACCCGAAACUUGUACUACUCCAUUGAUGUUGGGGUUGUCCACUUCUUGUAUAUUUCAACGGAGACCAACUUUCUUCCAGGAAGUGAUCAGUAUGCUUUUAUCAAGAGUGACUUGGAGUCUGUAAAUCGUGAGAAGACACCUUUUAUAGUCGUGCAAGGUCAUCGCCCGAUGUAUACCACAAGCAAUGAGGUAAGGGAUGCUCCACACAGGGCAAGAAUGCUGGAGCACUUGGAACCUUUAUUUGUAAGCAACAGAGUUAGUCUUGCUCUCUGGGGUCAUGUACAUAGAUAUGAGAGGUUCUGUCCUCUAAAAAAUUUCACAUGUGGAGGCCAAGACAACAGCACAGAUAAUCACUUCACAAUGCAUAUGGUGAUUGGAAUGGGUGGUCAAGACUGGCAACCCAUUUGGGAACCAAGGCCUGACCACCCAGAUGUUCCAAUCUAUCCACAGCCAGCGAGAUCAUUGUAUCGUGGGGGUGAGUUUGGUUAUGUCAGGCUGCAUGCGACAAGAGAGAAGAUGUCACUCACUUACGUAGGAAAUCAUGAUGGAAUGCCUCAUGAUACUGUUGAUAUUUUAGGAAAAGGUGUUAAGGAAGCCAUUGUUCAUACUUCUGCUUCUCGCUACGUCCAAGGAGGAAGCCUUUUGGUAGUUGGGACUCUUGUAGGAUUCCUUAUUGGUUUCCUUGUGCAUGCUAGGAAGGACGCAAAUCACAGGAGCUGGAGUGUGAUAAAGAGUGAUGAAAUGUAGACGGUUUGCAGAGACAGCAGUCAGUCGCUUCACUUGACUCUCAUGCCGUAGUAUUUCUAGCUCAAGCGAAGGAACAUCAGCCACUAUUGAGUUGCAAGGCAUACUUACUGGGGGUAACUGCCUCUUUUGAAUGAAUUGAUGGUGGAAUAGGUUCCAUUUUGUUCAGAGAAUAGUGUAAGCUCAUGUAGAUAUGUGUUCAUUACUGUUGUUCCUAAUAUGUGGAUAUCUUCUGCCUGUAUCAGCUUCUUUCUUCCUUUUCUAGUGUGUGCUUUUGAGUCAACUGGUGAAUGACAUUUGAAAAGACAUCGGUAGAAAUAAUGCACAGUUGGUCUGGUUCUGGCUUCAA
Nymphaea colorata (pocket water lily) is the source of this 2473-nucleotide messenger RNA. Its product is annotated as probable inactive purple acid phosphatase 2. The transcript is spliced from 2 exons. Bases 178 to 2127 code for a protein of 649 amino acids. NCBI's taxonomy places the organism in Eukaryota, Viridiplantae, Streptophyta, Magnoliopsida, Nymphaeales, Nymphaeaceae. Gene Ontology annotation, molecular function: metal ion binding; acid phosphatase activity. The record is from RefSeq and is a predicted model, not a curated record.